AUGACGAGGUUUGAACGGGGAGUGUGGAGUCGCGCCGCUGCAGCUGCUUCAGAGGAAGAACGACAGGAAGAGGAAAAGCAGGAUGGCGAGAGGCAGAGGGAGGGGAUGCAGGGGGAGGGGAUGCAGGAGGAGGAGAGGCAGGGGGAGGGGAGGCAAGGGGAGGAGAGGCAAGGGGCGGGACUCGAAGUGAGGGACGACGAGAGGAGAGAAGCUGAGAGGGACGGGACCGGAAGGGAGGCUGGAAGGAGGGAGGAUGAAAGAAUGGAGGUUCCUGGAAGAACGGGAGGGGUGCAAGGGGUAGUGAUGAACAGAGGCCGAGGGAACAUCGUCAUCCCAGCAGAGCGCUGGCAGUAUGUGAAGCAGCAGCUGGCGAUCAUUCGCAGCGGAACACUACCACCUGCAUUCAAAGCGCCUCCAAUGAAAGCACAGUUACUCUGGCCGAAAGCCACACCAGCAGCACCAUCACCAUCAUCACCAUCACCAUCAUCACCAUCACCAUCAUCACUAUCAUCAUCAUUAGAUGGGGGAGAGUCCAAGGCAGGGGAAAUGCGUCAAGGGAGCGAUACCACUCAAGAGGGUUUUCCUCACAGCAAACCAGGACUGCUUUUGCCCGAGAAACCAGCGCUGAUCAUACCACCAACGGGAACCGCAGCAACGGUGGUAACCGGGCAGGAGGAAGAUACGGUGAAUCUGGACAAGGGCGGCGAGGAGCAGCGCACAGCGGAGUGGUAUGCGCUACGGGCCAGGCUGACAGCCAGUGCGUUUGCGACGGCGGUGGGGUUCUUUCCAGGGGGGCGGCAACAGCUGUGGGAGGAAAAGCUGGGUCUGAAAGUGCCGUUUGCCGGGAAUGCAGCGACGGACUGGGGGCAGGAGAAGGAGGGGGAGGCUCUGAUGGCGUAUGAGCGGAUUAUAGGCGGGAAAGUGGAGCGUAAGUCCUUUCAGAUCUACAAGCACGAAGACCCGGCCUUCUCCUGGCUCGGUGCUUCCCCAGAUGGCCUCCUCCCCUCCGACCGGCUCUGCUUUCACUCCUCCCCCCAAUCACCUGGCGUUCUCGAAAUCAAGUGCCCCUUUAACCGCGGGUCACCACUCUCAGCCACUCCGUACCCCUCCGUACCGGUCUACUACAUGCCCCAGAUCCAAGGCCUGCUAGAAAUCUUUGACCGAGAUUGGCUGGAUUUUUUCGUGUGGACUGAAAUGGGCGGCACUGCACUGUUCAGGGUGGAACGAGACAAACAGUACUGGGAGCUACUAUUCACUGCACUAGAGGAGUUUUGGCGAGUGUAUGUGGUGCCUGCUAAGGAAGCCUUGAGGGAGGGGCAAAUGGAGGAGGUGAGGUGGAAGUAUUAUCCAGCACCGGAGCACGUGUUGAUGAGGGAGAUCGAGAUGAGAAGUGAGCAAUUGUCGAAGGGGUCUAGAAUGGACUACCGUGCUAACCGAAGGGUGUUGUACUAA
This is a messenger RNA of Closterium sp. Naga37s-1, 1452 nucleotides long. NCBI's taxonomy places the organism in Eukaryota, Viridiplantae, Streptophyta, Zygnematophyceae, Desmidiales, Closteriaceae. The record is from the annotation of a GenBank genome assembly.